UUCUGUCAAUCCCAGCCUUCCUUUCCCAAGGAAGGGACAGAACAAGGAAGUCCUUGUCUCUCCUUAAUAGGCAGAUCACCAUGCAGAGCCUUGGCAAGAAAAACCACAGCUCUGUGUCUGAGUUCAUCCUCCUUGGCUUCCCCAGUGAGGCACAGGUCAGAAUGGCCCUGUUUGCCUUCUUCCUUCUCCUCUACCUCAUCACCCUUCUGGGCAAUGGACUCAUCAUCAUGCUGAUCUACCUGGACUCACACCUCCAUAUGCCCAUGUACUUUUUUCUCAGUGUCCUUUCUUUGGUGGACAUGAGCUAUGUCACUACCACUGUGCCCCAGAUUUUGGUUAAUAUGGUAUGCCCAAGGAGGACCAUCUCCUGGGGAGCUUGUGUAGCCCAGAUGUUCAUCUUCUUGGUCCUGGGCAUUGCUGAGUGCGUCCUCUAUGCCAUUAUGGCCUAUGACAGGUAUGUUGCCAUUCACUAUACCCUACUCAUGAGCCAUUCCAUUUGUAUCAAGAUGGUCAUUGUCUGUUGGUCCAUUGGCAUCACUGGGGCACUGGUCUACACUGUCUUCACCAUGCAUCUGCCUUAUUGUGGCCCCUACAAGAUAAACCACUUCUUCUGUGAGGUCCCUGCUGUCCUGAAGUUGGCUUGUGCAGACACAUCUUUUAAUGACAGGCUGGACUUCAUCUUGGGUUUCAUCCUGCUUUUGGUCCCACUCUCCCUCAUCCUGGCCUCUUAUGUCCGCAUCUUUACCUCCAUCUUCAGAAUCCGCUCAGCACAGGGGAGGCUCAAGUCCUUCUCCACAUGUGCUUCCCAUGUCACCGUGGUCAUCAUGUUCUAUGGGACAGCCAUCAUCAUGUACAUGAGGCCGAGUUCCUGGUAUGACCCGAAGCGGGACAAGAAACUAGCGCUGUUCUACAAUGUUGUCUCUGCCUUCCUCAAUCCCAUCAUCUACAGCCUCAGGAACAAGGAUGUAAAGGAGGCCUUUCUGAAAAUACUUAGAGUCAGAAGGACAGCUUAA
This is a messenger RNA of Chlorocebus sabaeus (green monkey), 1013 nucleotides long. RefSeq names its product olfactory receptor 2G3-like. Gene Ontology annotation, cellular component: membrane. Gene Ontology annotation, molecular function: G protein-coupled receptor activity; olfactory receptor activity. NCBI's taxonomy places the organism in Eukaryota, Metazoa, Chordata, Mammalia, Primates, Cercopithecidae. Gene Ontology annotation, biological process: G protein-coupled receptor signaling pathway. The record is from RefSeq and is a predicted model, not a curated record.